Molecule: messenger RNA, 1612 nt
Organism: Paramecium sonneborni
Lineage: Eukaryota; Ciliophora; Oligohymenophorea; Peniculida; Parameciidae
Source: the annotation of a GenBank genome assembly
AUGAAAUAUUGCAUAUUAUUGUUCUAUCUCGUAUUUGUAGCAUCAUCAUUUAAAGUGAAUAGAGAUGAUCAAUUCAUUUUGGAUUCAGAUGGUUUAAGACGAGUGUUUCAUGGGUAAACAUAAUAAUCAUAGAUAGGGUGAAUGUUGUAUACAAAUUGCCUCCAUAUUAUCCACCAAUAUCAGAAGGAUUUGAUUCUAAUGAUUCACUAUCAGAUUUUGACUUGGAUAAUUUAGUUUCUUGGGGAAUGACUUUCAUAAGAUUACAUGUUGCAUGGGAAGGAGUAGAACCUGUAAGAGGAUAAUAUAAUUAUACAUAUUUGGAAGAAAUUGAUAAAAUAGUAUAAAGAUGUGAAGCUAAAGGGAUUACAGUUUUAUUAGAUUCACAUUAAGAUGUAUUAAAUAGAUUCUUUUGUGGUAAUGGAUUUCCUGAUUGGACAAUUGCUAGAACUAAAUCAAAAGAAUUUAGAUUCCCAUAUCCUUAUAUAUUCUCUAAGAUUCAUACUGAUGAUGAAGGUGUUCCACUUAUUGAGGAUUGUUUAAAGAAAAAGUUUAUUAUGUAUUAUUUAACAGCUGAAGCAUCAAAAACAUUCUAAAAUCUUUUUGAUAACAAAGAAGGAAUUGCUGAUGCAUUUGCUGAGUAUUGGGGUGUAGUAGCUAAUUAUUUUAAAAAUCAUAAAAAUGUUAUUGGAUAUGAAAUUAUCAAUGAACCAAUUUAAGGAUCAAUUUAUCAUAGUAUAAGGGAAUUUCUAUUUCCAAACUAUGGUAAUAAUCAUAAUUUAUUGCCUCUUUAUAGAAAGGUGCAUAAAUAGAUAAGAAAGUUUGAUGAUUAGAAAAUUAUCUUUUUUGAACCAGGGACAUCAGAUCUUAUAGGUGCUGGAUUUAAAGAUACUCCAGGAGGUGAAGAAUAUAGAGAUAGAGAAGUUUACAGUUAUCACAUUUAUUGUUUUAAUGUUGAUGAUUAUAGUAUUCCAAAAAAUGAAUAAGUAUGCAAUUAUAUGGAUUCAUUCUUUUUUGCUACAAAAGAAGGUGUUGCUAAGAAUUUAGGAGUUGGUAAAUUUAUGACUGAAUUUGGUGCUAUUCUUGAUACUCCAGAAGGAAAUAAAGAACUUAAUUAUCUAUUAGAUUUAAUGGAAUCUAGAUUCACAUCAUGGGCUUAUUGGGAAUUUAAAUAUUAUGCUGAUAUAACAACAUAGGCUCAUCCUGGAUAAAUAGAAUCUUUCUAUGAUGAAUUUGGAUAAUUAUAUACUAAUAAAGUCAAAACUCUUAGUAGACCAUAUGUAACUAAAAUCUGUGGUAUUCCAAGCAAUUCCAAUUUCAAUAGAGUAGAUGAUAACUCUUAUUUCUUAUAAUUAGAUUGGAGAGCCAGUAAUAAAUGUAAUGGAAAAUAAACUGAGAUCUUUUUAUCAAGAGAAUAUUAUUUUGAAGAAAUUCAUUUCCAUUUCACGUAAUCUUUUCCUCUAUUUAUAGAAAAUGCACUGGAUGUACAUUGAAAGCUAUCAGUAAAUCAUAUUAUGUUGUCGAAUUACCUGAUGAUUUCAAAGAGGGAACUGCAAUCUCUUUGAUUGUUACCAAUAAUGAAUGAAACUAAUUCAAUUAUUCAACAAAAUAUUUU